GGCCGGUGGCGCUCGCUCGGGCUCGGCUGGGGCUCGGCGGCACUCGAAGCUGCUCGGCUGCUCGUCUGGGCUCGGCUGAGCGGCUCGGUUCCUUUGCUCGGCGGGGCUCGGCUGCACGGCCGCGGACGGGCGUGCGCUGGGGGGCGCGGGGCGCGGGCCUCGGAGGUGGCGGCUGAAGCCUGGUGCCCCCGCCUGCCGGGUCCUCUCAGAGAGGCAGAGACAUCCCCGCGGCCCGGCGUCGCACGGGUGCGGCGGGCGCGGAGUGGGGGGCGGCAGGGGCGCAGAGCGGCGCGGCCCGCCCGGGGGCGCCGCGGGCCGGGUCAGCGCGGACGGCGCUUGGCUGACUUGGACGCACGGCUGGCCGGCCCCUCCCUGCCCGCGCGCCCGGGCGCCCACUCGCCGGCGCGGGGCCCGGGAGCGAUGACAUCGACGGGGAAGGACGGCGGCGGGGCGCAGCACGCGCAGUAUGUGGGGCCCUACCGGCUGGAGAAGACGCUGGGCAAGGGGCAGACAGGCCUAGUGAAGCUGGGAAUCCAUUGUGUUACCUGCCAGAAGGUCGCCAUCAAAAUUGUCAACCGUGAGAAGCUCAGUGAGUCGGUGCUGAUGAAGGUGGAGCGAGAGAUUGCCAUCCUGAAGCUCAUCGAGCAUCCACAUGUCCUGAAGCUGCAUGACGUCUAUGAAAACAAAAAAUAUUUAUACCUGGUGCUAGAACACGUGUCUGGGGGGGAGCUGUUUGACUACCUGGUGAAGAAGGGACGGCUGACCCCCAAGGAGGCCCGCAAGUUCUUCCGGCAGAUCAUCUCUGCAUUGGACUUCUGCCACAGCCACUCCAUAUGCCAUAGAGACUUGAAGCCAGAGAACCUGUUGCUGGAUGAGAGGAACAACAUCCGUAUUGCAGACUUUGGCAUGGCAUCCCUGCAGGUGGGAGACAGCCUGCUGGAGACGAGCUGCGGAUCCCCACACUAUGCCUGUCCGGAAGUGAUUCGGGGCGAGAAGUAUGAUGGCCGCAAGGCAGAUGUGUGGAGCUGUGGUGUGAUCCUGUUCGCCUUGCUGGUGGGGGCUCUGCCUUUUGAUGAUGACAACCUACGGCAGUUGCUGGAGAAGGUCAAGCGUGGUGUGUUCCACAUGCCACACUUUAUCCCGCCAGACUGCCAGAGUCUCCUGCGUGGCAUGAUUGAGGUGGAUGCAGCUCGGCGCCUCACGCUAGAGCACAUUCAGAAACACAUAUGGUAUAUAGGUGGCAAGAACGAGCCAGAGCCAGAACAGCCCAUCCCACGCAAGGUUCAGAUCCGCUCACUGCCCAGCCUGGAAGACAUUGACCCUGAUGUGCUGGAUAGUAUGCAUUCACUGGGCUGCUUCCGAGACCGCAACAAGCUGCUGCAGGACCUGCUAUCUGAGGAGGAGAAUCAGGAAAAGAUGAUCUAUUUCCUCCUCCUGGACCGGAAAGAACGGUAUCCCAGCCAUGAGGAUGAGGACCUGCCACCUAGGAAUGAGAUAGACCCUCCCCGGAAGCGUGUGGACUCCCCGAUGCUGAACCGGCAUGGCAAGCGGCGACCUGAGCGCAAGUCCAUGGAGGUGCUCAGUGUGACAGAUGGUGGUUCCCCGGUGCCUGCACGGAGAGCCAUUGAGAUGGCCCAGCACGGCCAGAGUAAAGCAGUGUUCAGUAAAAGCCUGGAUAUCGCUGAAGCCCAUCCCCAAUUCAGCAAAGAAGACAGGUCUCGAUCCAUCAGUGGCGCCUCCUCAGGCCUUUCUACAAGUCCACUCAGCAGUCCUCGGGUGACCCCUCACCCCUCACCAAGGGGUAGUCCCCUUCCUACCCCCAAAGGGACGCCUGUCCACACGCCAAAGGAGAGCCCAGCUGGCACACCCAAUCCCACACCACCAUCCAGUCCUAGUGUUGGAGGGGUGCCCUGGCGGACACGGCUCAAUUCCAUCAAGAACAGCUUCCUGGGCUCACCUCGCUUCCACCGCCGGAAACUGCAAGUUCCCACGCCAGAGGAGAUGUCCAACCUGACCCCAGAGUCCUCUCCAGAGCUGGCCAAGAAAUCGUGGUUUGGGAACUUCAUCAACCUGGAGAAGGAGGAGCAGAUCUUUGUGGUGAUCAAGGACAAGCCCCUGAGCUCCAUCAAGGCUGACAUCGUUCAUGCCUUCCUGUCGAUACCAAGCCUCAGCCACAGCGUUAUCUCCCAGACAAGCUUCCGCGCUGAAUACAAGGCAACAGGGGGCCCGGCAGUGUUCCAGAAGCCAGUCAAGUUCCAAGUGGACAUCACCUACACCGAGGGUGGAGAGGCCCAGAAGGAGAAUGGUAUCUACUCAGUCACAUUCACUUUGCUCUCAGGCCCCAGUCGCCGCUUCAAGAGGGUUGUGGAGACCAUCCAGGCCCAGCUGCUGAGCACCCAUGACCAGCCAUCAGCCCAGCACCUGUCAGACACCACUAACUGUAUGGAAGUGAUGACGGGGCGGCUUUCCAAAUGUGGCACCCCAUUGAGUAACUUCUUUGACGUAAUUAAACAACUUUUUUCAGACGAGAAGAACGGGCAGGCGGCCCAGGCCCCCAGCACACCCGCCAAGCGGAGUGCCCACGGCCCCCUGGGUGACUCCGCGGCCGCUGGCCCUGGAGGGGACACCGAGUACCCGAUGGGCAAGGACAUGGCCAAGAAGGGGCCGCCCGCCGCCCACCGUGAGCAGCCUUAGACACUAGUCCCUCCCCAGCACAGCACAGCACUGCACAGCACAGCACUGACUGUGGCCUUCUGCCGCCCUGUGUGGACCAGGCCCCACCUGCCUGCCCAGAACUUGUCUCAAGCCUGGGAGGAAAGGAGAGUGGCCAGGGCGUGGCCCGCAGGCUGGGCUGCAGGGCUUGCUCUCUUUUCUCUCUUGCGGUCUGUCUCUGCCUGUCUCUGACAGCAUCGCUUGUUUCCGCUCUGAUACCAGGAAUUAUCCCGAAAAGUUAACAUGUCACCUCCACGAGGCCAUCCUCUGUGCUGCGUGUGGACACUGGCUGACCGAAGGCAGCUGCUGCGGACCACCCUCCCUCCUCCUCCUGCUGUUGCUGCUGCUGCUGCUGGGCAGAGAGGCUAGCCCACUGUCCACAUCUCUGCCCGUUCCCUGGCAGCUCUGCAUGGCCCAAAGGAGGAGGGCCUGACUCCCAGGGGACUCUUCUUCUAGCCCAGCCACCCUGGACUCCCAGCGACCAGACCCUUGACAGGGACAACCUGUCCACCAUCUUCCAGGGUAGGGGACCAUGGUGGGUGAAGCAGUGGGAAUGGAUUGUCCUCCAGGUCACAUGUGGAGGCCUCCUGGGCCACUCGCUUCACCUUUUCCACACUCUGGCCUCACCAGGGCCACCUCUUCUCAUCCGCAUCCAUUGCCCACCUUGUCAGGCUGCAGAGCUCCGGCUGUGAUGGUUCUCUCGGGCUGACGUGGAAAUAAGAGACCUGGGUACCCCAGAGCUGCCUGGGCUGGCCAAGCUGUGGGGGCUGGGCUGAGACCAGUAUUAUUUAUUUGAUAUUUUAAUUUAUUGAGUUUCUUUAUGUCUCUGUUCUCUGUUCAGGGAAGGGGAAGCAGCAGCAGCACCCUCCUGCCGUCUGUCUGUCUGUUCUGUCUGACUUGGGCAGGGUGGGUCCGGAGCCCAGGUUCCCUCUAAGGACAGAGCCGUUGCGGGGCUGGGAAUGGUGGGGAGCCAGCCAGUGGAUGCAGCACUGGCAAGCUACUGUAAACUUUAAAAGAAUUCCUGCAAGAUAUUUUUAUAAACUUUC
Messenger RNA from Phodopus roborovskii (desert hamster), 3758 nucleotides. RefSeq names its product BR serine/threonine kinase 2 (gene Brsk2). Gene Ontology annotation, cellular component: cytoplasm. The transcript is spliced from 21 exons. The coding region runs from base 421 to 2694 and encodes 757 amino acids. Gene Ontology annotation, biological process: microtubule cytoskeleton organization; intracellular signal transduction; protein phosphorylation. Lineage: Eukaryota; Metazoa; Chordata; Mammalia; Rodentia; Cricetidae. The record is from RefSeq and is a predicted model, not a curated record. Gene Ontology annotation, molecular function: tau-protein kinase activity; protein serine/threonine kinase activity; ATP binding.